AUGCCGUUCAUGAAAGGAAGAGCACCUAUUCGACGUACUUUAAACUAUUUAAACGCCGGGAGAUUAGUUUUGAAGGAUAAAAUCAAAAUAUUCUCAGUGGCUUACAAUAUUAAUGGACAAAACAAUUCCGGAGCUAAGGAGUUUGUAUUUUGGUAUUUACCACAGAUUCAAUAUAAAAAUCCUGACGUGCAGGUGGCAACGUUGAAGAAUCUGACUCCAUCACCAUUUAUCAAAUGUUAUUUUGAAGAUGGAAGAAAAAUUUUAGUUGAUGUUGACAAUAAAUCUAAAGAAGAAAUUCUAGAGCAUUUAAUUAAUACUGUUGGAAAAUCAAAAGAAGUACUAGAACAGGAAGCGAUAGCUGCGGAAAAGAAGGACAAUCCUGCAAACUUUGGCAUCGGUUGUGAGCGUCCAUGCAUUUGUGAGGUUUAUGGACAGGUGCCAUGUCCCGGAGUAGUGCCGUUACCAAAGUUCAUGAGAGGAAAGUACAAAAAUGCCACAGAUUAG
Molecule: messenger RNA, 504 nt
Organism: Spodoptera exigua (beet armyworm)
Lineage: Eukaryota; Metazoa; Arthropoda; Insecta; Lepidoptera; Noctuidae
Source: the annotation of a GenBank genome assembly